Messenger RNA from Podarcis muralis (Common wall lizard), 601 nucleotides. NCBI's taxonomy places the organism in Eukaryota, Metazoa, Chordata, Lepidosauria, Squamata, Lacertidae. The record is from RefSeq and is a predicted model, not a curated record.
AGGCAGGAAAAGUUACUCCCAGAGAAAAACGCAGGGCUCGUCCUUUACCCUGACGUCAGAUCUGUCUUCAAUAAAACCUCCCUUGGAGCCCAAAGGGAAAAGUCAGACCCACUGUCAACCUCGGCUGCGCUCUGCAUUCCCUCAAAGAGGUGCCUAAUUUGUUCCAAAAGGAGUUUUAUUUUUCUCCUUUUUAAAAGAUCUGGGUUCAAUCAAUGUCUUUCAUCCUGGCUUCCAGUGAUGAGGUGGCUUUUGCCCUGGAUUCUAGCAACCAACGGCAUUCUGCAGGUCUUUGCCCAGAACAUCACCACGACCACGACUACCAUGUCACCCCCUGCCACCUCCACCGUGACCGAGGCUUACGUGCGGACGCAGUACUGUAAGUGGCCGUGCGAAUGUCCGGAGAUGCCGCCCGUCUGCCCGGCGGGCGUCAGCCUGAUGACCGACGGCUGUGAGUGCUGCAAGACAUGUGCCAAGCAGUUGGGAGAGAACUGCACAGAGGCGGACACUUGCGACGUCCACAGGGGGCUGUACUGUGACUACAGCAGAGACAGACCUAGGUACGAAAUAGGAGUGUGUUCACGUAAGUGAUGUACCUCUUUCU